GGGGCGGACGCUCGCGCCCCUCCUCUCCCCGCCUGUGCGCUACCCCGCGCUCGGGCUCCGGAGCCGUCAUGGGCGCCGCCGCGUGGGCACCGUCGCCCCUGCUGCUGCGUGUGUCUCUCCUGAUUCUGAUUCUGCCGCUCCCGGGGCUGCUCGCGGGCUCCUGGGACCCGGCCGGUUACCUGCUCUACUGCCCAUGCAUGGGGCGCUUCGGGAACCAGGCUGAUCACUUCUUGGGCUCCCUGGCUUUUGCAAAGCUGUUGAACCGCACCUUGGCUGUACCCCCUUGGAUUGAGUACCAGCAUCACAAGCCUCCCUUCACCAAUCUCCAUGUGUCUUACCAGAAGUACUUCAAGCUGGAGCCCCUCCAGGCCUACCAUCGGGUCAUCAGCCUGGAGGACUUUAUGGAGAAGCUGGCACCCACUCAUUGGCCCCCUGAGAGGCGAGUGGCAUACUGCUUUGAGGUGGCAGCCCAGCGAAGCCCUGAUAAGAAGACGUGCCCCAUGAAGGAAGGAAAUCCCUUUGGUCCAUUUUGGGAUCAGUUUCAUGUGAGUUUCAACAAGUCCGAGCUUUUUGCAGGCAUUUCCUUCAGCGCCUCCUACAAAGACCAGUGGAUCCAGAGAUUUUCUCCAAAGGAACAUCCAGUGCUCGCCCUCCCAGGGGCGCCGGCCCAGUUCCCCGUCCUGGAGGAACACAGGCCACUCCAAAAGUACGUGGUAUGGUCGGACGAGAUGGUGAAGACGGCAGAGGCCCACAUCCGCGCCCAUCUCAUCCGGCCCUACGUGGGCAUUCACCUGCGCAUUGGCUCUGACUGGAAAAACGCCUGCGCCAUGCUGAAGGACGGAACCGCAGGCUCCCACUUCAUGGCCUCCCCGCAGUGUGUGGGCUACAGCCGCAGCACGGCGGCCCCUCUCACCGUGACCAUGUGCCUCCCUGACCUGAAGGAGAUCAGACGGGCCGUGAAGCUCUGGGUGGAAGCGCUGAACGCCCGGUCGGUCUACAUUGCCACGGAUUCUGAGAGUUAUGUGCCCGAGAUCCAAGAACUCUUCAAAGGGAAGGUGAAGGUGGUGAGCCUGAAGCCCGAAGUGGCCCAGAUCGACCUGUACAUCCUUGGCCAAGCUGACCACUUUAUUGGCAACUGUGUCUCCUCCUUCACCGCCUUCGUGAAGCGGGAACGGGACCUCCAAGGGAGGCCGUCCUCUUUCUUUGGCAUGGACAAGCUCCCUCAGCUGCGGGAUGAGUUCUGAUCCUGGCUGGAGCAUGUCACCAGUCUAAGCUGGUCACGCUUGCCAGGCCUGACAGCCAGCGGUGCUCCCAGGACCGAUUCCCAAGGAUGCAAGCUCUUCCCCCUCGCCAGAGACAGGAAAGCACCAGGGACUUCUGGAGGAGGAGGACUCCAUCUCCCGGGGCACAGGGCUUUCAGGCUCCCGAGCCAGAGCGUCUCCAGUCCCUGUGUGCCUCUGCUGUUUCUCCUGGGGAUUUCUCACACUGGCAAAGCAGUCUGACCUCCAUCUUUUGGUCUGCCCUGCUCUGAGCAUCCUAGGGGGCUGAACUCUUCUCAGUAUUUUUUUAUAUAAAGAGAGACAGAGGUUCUUAUAGUUUUGAUAUGAGGUCAUGACUACCCUAGAACUCUCCCUCAUUUUUAAAAAUCAGUGAAGUUCAUUACCGUAGGUAUCUAAAGUGACCUUGAAUGAGGAUGAGGCCAGGGGUGGAGCGGUUGUAUUGACCCCUUUUCCAGCUGACCCCCAAAGUAGCCCUUAGACUGGGCCAGAGCCAACCCCACUGCCUGGCCAGAGCCAUCAUCUACCCCUCUUCCGAGCCCAUUUCCAUGCUCACUGGGGCAUGAGCACUUGUCUCAUUAUAAACACUAUGCAAGUAGAAGUUAGGAAUCAUGAUGCUGUGCACUGCUCUGUUGCAGACACGGAGUGCUGCCCACACAGCACGUUCCAAGUAAGGAGCACCUGCCAUCGAACGAGACCAUCAUGCUAUUGCUCUCAGAGUCUUCUGGUGCUUGGUGACCUGCCACAAACCUGGCUCCAUCGAGAUCUUGGAGCGUAUCACCAGGGACCAGCAGUGGAUGGCCUGGCGGCAUCCUUCUGAAGGCUGCCCUCUCCUCCUUCAUCUGUGUCCUAAGGGGCCUGGUUGUAGAAUUUUGCCAUUAAGUUGCUAUCCAAAACCUGUCCCCGCAGCCUCCUGCCUGUGGCUGGAGCUCUGAGGCCAUAUUCUCACAAGGGAGCGUUUGCUAAGCCUCUGACCAGGUAGGAGAUACCCCUGACCCAGAAGCCAUCAGAUUCCCAAUCUGCCCUUUCCUGUCCGAUAAAAUCUCUGCCAACCCCAUGAGGCUUAAACUAUUACAUUGUGCGGGGUUUUUUUGUUGUUGUUGUUAUUGUUGUUUGUGGUUUUUUUGUUGUUUUUUGUUUUUUGGGUUUUUUUUGACUUUCAGAUGCUACAGUUGUGAUAAUCCAUGACUCCUAAGAUUCUGUGAUGUUUUGGCCUUGUGGUUCUAAAAUUCAUGUCUAACACCUGCUGGUGUCUUCCCUGCCAUGUGCCUUCCCUUGGCCUUCAAUCCUGGGAAGGUGGAGGAGAGUCUAAUGAGAGCCAAGCCCAGAGCUCUGUGCAGGGCUUCUCCCUUAAAUUACCUUUGGGAAGAAACAUUGUCUUUGUCAAGGCCAGAGGUUGCAGAGCAAUAAGGAUUUCAAACACCAAAGGUGGCCUUUGCUGCUUGGAGCUGCUGCCCGACUUGAAGCAGAGAAACUAGAGAAAGGGCUUGGGAAAUGUGAGAUGUUCUAAAUCCUGGGUGGACCCUGAGAGAUGGCUUGUCUGUUCAGACUUGCUCACAAGCUUCACUCACGGGUGCAGGGGCCUGUGCACGCCUGCCUCUGUGGGGUCGCUGGGGAGGGGAGGCUCACUUCUGGUUUUGUGUGCUGAAUUUGUUCGCUGUUCACAGCCUCACACUAGGCACACGCUUUAGAGUCUGGGGCUCUGAUGGGCCAUCCAGAUCACUUUGAUUAGCAUCGGCAGUGGUAACAACUCGUGUUUCUGGCGAGAAGAUGCCAGCGUUGUAGUCAGAUUCAGUUGUGUUCCACAGGCAGGCACUCUAUUCCUCUUUGACCCAGUUGCCUCACCUAUAAAAAUGGUGAUAAAAAACCGACGGGGUUGUUGAAAGCCUCAAAUCAGAUAAAGCAUGUAUAAGAGGACGUUGUAAACUAGAAAGAACCAAAGGCGCAUAUAUGGCUGCUGAUUAAUUUGGUGGCCUGUUGUCGCACACCUACUCUGUGCCAACACUGUGCUUGUCAAGUGCUUUAUGGGAAUUUAGCCCCCACUCCAGCCCUGGGCGUAGGAACUGUUAAUAUCCUUCUCUUGCUGCACAGGGAAAAACUAACACUCAAAAAAAUUCUCAUAAUUUUCUCGAGGCCACAUAGCUGGUGGUGUUAAGCCAGGAUCUGACCUCCCAAAGCAAUUACCAUUAGCCCCACACCCCCCCAUUACUGCCGCCAGUUCACAGGAUGUACUUUACGCAGUGGGGGGGGGGGUGGAGCGGGGUUCAGAUGGGAGAAUGAUCAGCCACUUUAGUUCCCACUGGGCUCCUGCUAUGGGUCUGUUACUGCCAGGAGGUUUUGGGGAAGGAGAAAUCACCCAAAAACAAAGCCCACACGAGGCUUGUAGUUCUUUCGGUAUUUAUUCCCACAUUCUUUCAUUCGAGUCACCAACUAUGUGCCAGGCUGUGUGUUAGGUACUAGAGAUUCAGCAGAGAAUCAGACAUAAAGUCUGUUCUUAAGGUAUUUGCAUUGUAGUAAGUACACGACCCAAUGAAGACAUGUACUGGGGGAGGUACUGACCAACUGCUAUGAAGAAAAAUAAAGGGUCUGAGGUGUUCACAGAGGGAGCAGUGCUGUUCUGGAUGAGGAGUUCAGGUAAAGACUCUCCCAAGAGCUGCCAGAAAGAAGGAAGGGGCCACUCAUUCAGAUAUCUGGAGGCAGCACAUUCCAGGCAAAGGAAACAGCAGAUGCAAAGGUCCUGAAGCUGGAAUGACUGAGUGAAGAGUGGCAAGGAGCUUGCAUGUUUGGAAUGGCAGGACUGAGGCAGGGAAUGGAGCAGUAGAUCAGAGCAGGCAAGGUCCUAUAUCCUGGAAGCCAGUGGUAAAGUCCAAACUUUUAUUUGGAGAGAUGGGGAGCUUUUGCAGGGUUCUGAACAGAGAAGGAUCAAGAUCUGCUUAUAGUUUGAGGGACCCUUCUAGCUGAAUGUGGAAUAAAGGUGGGAGGGUGGAAGCAUGGAGACCAAUGCAGGGCUGGUGCUGGGAUACAAGCCAGGUGGUGGGGCUCAGGCAAGGACCAUUGCAUUGAAGGUGAUGGGAAGUGGGCAGAUACUGGAUAUAUGAAUUAUUUUUAAAUUUCAAGCUUUUUUAUUUUUUUAAGGUUUUAUUUUUAAGUCAUCUCUACCCCCAAUGCGGGGCUCAAACUUACAGCCCUGAGAUCAAGAGUCACACACUCUACUGACUGAGCCAGCCAGGUGCCCCAUUAAAUUUCAAUCUUUUUUAAAGAUAGGAGUCUUUGUAUAUUUUAAUAAUGCAAUGUAUACAAUUUCAUGUGUUGUUUUUCACUUAAUAGUAUAUCACAUUUUCCAUGUUGGUACACAUCCUGAAUAAACGUUUUUAAUGGCAAGAUUCUA
Panthera uncia (snow leopard) is the source of this 4665-nucleotide messenger RNA. It is a transcript of the gene POFUT1, whose product is annotated as protein O-fucosyltransferase 1. Gene Ontology annotation, molecular function: peptide-O-fucosyltransferase activity. Gene Ontology annotation, biological process: regulation of Notch signaling pathway; protein O-linked glycosylation via fucose; Notch signaling pathway. The record is from RefSeq and is a predicted model, not a curated record. Bases 69 to 1244 code for a protein of 391 amino acids. Lineage: Eukaryota; Metazoa; Chordata; Mammalia; Carnivora; Felidae. The transcript is spliced from 7 exons. Gene Ontology annotation, cellular component: endoplasmic reticulum.